This is a messenger RNA of Hyposmocoma kahamanoa, 450 nucleotides long. Its product is annotated as bombyxin A-2 homolog. Lineage: Eukaryota; Metazoa; Arthropoda; Insecta; Lepidoptera; Cosmopterigidae. Bases 55 to 450 code for a protein of 131 amino acids. The transcript has 3 exons. The record is from RefSeq and is a predicted model, not a curated record.
UUCGCCAGGUAACAUCUGUGAAAGAAGCAUCCCGCACUUGGUGUAAUCGCCACGAUGAAGCUGUUAUACAUUAUAGUCGUGAUAAUAAUUCCUAUCUGCACAUCCGCAGAUAAUUCGAAAGAAACAACAACAGUCACAUAUAGAGUAUCUGACCAGUUGAUACAGUGCAGUCAAAAGUUGUCCAAAUUUAUUAAAUCACUUUGCGACAAAGAAUACAAAAUUAUUAAAAGGGAUAUUUCAUCGGUUCUAAUGGAAAAACUAAUGCCAGAAGAUCUGAAAAUAGUGAACACACGGCAGCGGCUGUUAUAUGCAGAACACUGGCGUCGCGUGCGCAGACAAAUUGCGAGUGAAUGCUGCAACCAACCCUGCACUAUUGGGAACAUCAUUUGGUAUUGUGGCAACAGCAGCAAGCUGGUUGUUGAAAACCCGGAAGUUUUCGAAUUUGAAUAG